CGACAAUCAGUCAAGAUGAGUGAUGAUCAAACGGCGUCCUACGAUGAGAAAGCUGUCGCCAAGCACCAGGUCGUCGCGUACACGCAGAGGUCGCAGGUCAAGCAUGAGAACCGGCACAUCCAGCUGGUGCGGGAGUACGGCUUCCACCCGCGCACCAAGGCGUCCGUGGAGGACGGCGACGUGCUGCCCCGCAAGUUCGAGCCCUUUCCGGAGCACAUGUACGGCAAGCCGCUGGAGGAGAUUGACACCUUCAUCUACGAGGAGACCUUCUGCGUGGUGUCCAAGCGGUUCCGCAAGAACUACAUCCACCGCUUCACGGGCACCAAGAGCCUGUUCCUCUUCUACCCAUGGAGCCCGGCGCGGCGCGUGUGCGUCUACAUCGCCACCAACCAGUUCUUCGACUACUGCGUCAUGGCCACCAUCCUGUUCAACUGCAUCUUCCUGGCCAUGACGGAGACCGUGGAGGAGGCCGAGUACAUCUUCCUGGCCAUCUACUCGAUCGAGAUGGUCAUCAAGAUCGUGGCCAAGGGCUUUCUGCUCAACAAGUACACGUACCUGCGCAACCCCUGGAACUGGCUGGACUUCGUGGUCAUCACCAGCGGCUACGCCACCAUCGGCAUGGAGGUGGGCAACCUGGCCGGGCUGCGCACCUUCCGCGUGCUGCGCGCCCUCAAGACGGUGUCCAUCAUGCCCGGCCUGAAGACGAUCAUCAACGCGCUGCUGCACUCGUUCCGCCAGCUGGCGGAGGUCAUGACCCUGACCAUCUUCUGCCUGAUGGUCUUCGCGCUCUUCGCCCUCCAGGUCUACAUGGGCGAGCUGCGCAACAAGUGCGUGCGCCAGGUGCCCACCGACUGGACGAACGUCUCGCACGCGGACUGGCAGAUCUGGGUCAACGACACCGACAACUGGCUGUACGACGAGGAUGAGCUGCCCGUGCUGUGCGGCAACCUGACUGGCGCCCGCCACUGCCCCUUCGAGUACGUGUGCCUCUGCGUGGGCGAGAACCCCAACCACGGCUACACCAACUUUGACAACUUCAUGUGGUCCAUGCUGACGACCUUCCAGCUGAUCACGCUGGACUACUGGGAGAACGUGUACAACAUGGUGCUGGCCACCUGUGGGCCCAUGAGCGUCUCCUUCUUCACGGUGGUGGUCUUCUUCGGCUCGUUCUACCUGAUCAACCUGAUGCUGGCCGUGGUGGCGCUGAGUUACGAGGAGGAGGCGGAGAUCACAAACGAGGAGCGCAAGAAGGACCUACUCGACCACCGGGACGACUCCACGUUCAGCUUCGAUCCCUCGGUGCUGAACGUCAAGAAGCUGAACAAGAACAACAAGAAGAAGAUCGACUCGCGGAAGGGCGUGCUGCUGGCCUCGUACAGCAAGAAGAAGACGCGGCGAAAAAAGGCCAAGGGCGGCAAGGAGGGCGGCGGCACCAAUGGCAAUGGAAACGGCAGCAACGGCAACGAGCCCAAGUCCCACUCGGCGACGCCCAGUCCGGGUCCAAGUCCCCGGCACAGCGCCACGGAACGCCCCUCGGCGCUCACCCUGCAGGCCCAGAAGCAGUACCAGCAGAUGGAGCAGCAGCACCAGCUGGCCAAGGCGACAGGCGGAGGCGACACUGCCACCGCUCCCGCGCCAAAGGGACGCAUCAGCUUCCAGGACAGCGGCGUGGGCGUCAAGAACCCCAACAUGCUGUACCCCUCGGACUUCAAGGGCCAGCUCAUCGCGAGCAGCCGGCAGGCGAGCUCCAAUUCCAGCGGCGUGAACCGCGAGUCCUCGCAGGACGAUUCCGGAGUGGUGGACGAUCACGAGGAGCAGGAUACGACCAACGAGCUGGGCCACGUGUCCACCGUGGAGCUGGCCCUGUCGCCGCGCGAGGUGCGGCUGAUCAAGUGCAAUGGGAACAUAGCUCGGAUCAAGAACCACAAUGUGUACGCGCUGCACCAGGAGUUCUCCUCGGAGGUGGUUGUAAUCGAUGACCUGCCCGACCGGAACUGCGACCGAUGUGUUCACUGGUGCACCGACUACGAGAGCUGGCUGCAGUUCCAAAACUGCCUGUAUAAAGUGGUGCGAGAUCCCCUCUUUGAGCUGGCCAUCACCCUUUGCAUUGUGCUGAACACCGCCUUCUUGGCCAUGGAGCACCACGGGAUGAGUGAGAGCUUUCGCAAUGCCCUGGAUGUGGGAAACAAGGUCUUCACGUCCAUUUUCACGUUCGAGUGCAUUGUGAAACUAAUGGCGCUGUCCAAGGACUUUUUUCUGUGCGGCUGGAACAUCUUCGACCUGCUCAUCGUCACUGCCAGCUUGCUGGACAUUAUAUUCGAGCUGGUCGACGGCUUGAGCGUCUUGCGUGGCUUGCGAUUGCUGAGGGUAUUGAAACUAGCCCAAUCGUGGACUACAAUGAAGGUACUGCUAAGCAUUAUAAUCUCAACGAUCGGCGCCCUCGGCAACCUGACGCUGAUCCUGGUCAUAGUCAUCUACAUAUUUGCCGUCAUCGGCAUGCAAUUGUUCUCCAAGGACUACACGCCAGAGAAGUUUGACCCAGAUCCAGUCCCAAGAUGGAACUUCAACGACUUCUUUCACUCGUUUAUGAUGAUCUUUCGCAUUCUGUGCGGCGAAUGGAUCGAACCGCUCUGGGAUUGCAUGCGUGCCGAGGAGGAACAAGGAGCCUCCACCUGCUUUGCCAUAUUUCUGCCGACUCUCGUGAUGGGGAACUUCAUGGUGCUCAACUUGUUCUUGGCCCUGUUGCUCAACAGCUUCAACUCCGAGGAGCUCAAGUCGAAAAAAGAGGAAGUGGGCGAGGAGUCCAAGUUGGCGCGGAGUAUUGAGCGCGUGCGCGACCUGAUUCGCAAGAAGCGGCAGGAGCGCAAGGAUCGCAAGGAGCGAAAGUUCGCGGAGAAGUUCCAGCAGAUCGUCCUGGAUGCCCAGCAGGCGCAUGCCCAGGCUCACUCCCAGCAGGCUGCAGUCGGCGUGGAGAGGGGCGACAAGCCGGGUGUGCUGGCCGAGACCAAGUUCCAUAGACUGAGCUAUCAGGAGUCUAUGAACAGGCCCGUCUCCGGCUCCGAUUUUGGCUUCCAGAUCCCCCUGCACGACGGCUUGCACACGAUUGUCGAUGGUCUCGAGUACGAUGACACGGGAGACUUGCCAGAGCAGAUCCAGCUGCAGGCCCAUCCACUGCCACCCACGUCAGACUCGUUGCCACCGACCUACGAGAGCGCUAUGAUGGCCGCCGCUGCCGCUGCCUUUCCGUCCGUCAACGGGAAUGGAAAUGGAAGUGGGAACGGCAACGGCAAUCAAAACCUGACGCCGUUCGCCCAAGCGGAGCGCCGGCUGCAGCACCAAAUAUCCUCGGGCGUGAGCACUCAGCAGAACGAUUCGCGCGACGAGGCCACCUACACAGAGUCCAUCGAGCUGCGCCUGCUGGGUCAGUACAACUCCACGGACACGGAUCCCUACGCCGCAAAUGAUCAGCGCAGCGGCUGCGGCUCCUUCAACCGCGGCGACUCUCUGCAGGACAACUCCUCGCGGCGCUACGGCAGUGAGGAGCACGACGAGGCGUACCUCAAGUACCAGAAGUCCCUGCUGACGCGAUCGCCCAGCUACCGCAAGUCGCUCGAUCGCCUGUCGCAAUCCAGCGGACAGUCGCAGCGAUCACUGCUCAAGUCGGAGGAGGCCGAGAUGCGGCGGCACUCGAGUGGCCAGUCCCUGAACUCCAUAUCGAUCGAGCAGGACGAACUGCUGUCGCAGCAGGGCAAUCUGCGCGAGGAGCUGCUCAACUGCGACCAAAAGGAACUCUUCCAGUUCCUGCAGGAGGCGGAGGACGAGAAGGGCACCAACCUGAGUCGCAUCUCGAACGCCAUGCGGUCCCGACGGCCCUCCAGUCAGUUGGGUCAGCCGGAGAGCGAGGCCCUCGUCGAGCACUCUGAGUUCGACAACAUUAUCCAGAGCUUCGAGAAGGAGCUGGAGGAGAUCAAGCGUUCGACCACCUCGCUGGAGCGCAAGCUUUCCAACCUUUCUGAGCCCUCGCCGGCAGCUGACGAGGCCACCAAGGCCAUUAUGGAGCACAUUGCCAUUAUAACGGGCGCUUCGGAGCGCUCGGCCGCCGACGAGGUGGUGCACCCGUUGAAUCCCUACGACAGCUACGAUUUGUCCAGCGUGCCGCGACGUUCGCAGUCCGUGAGCGCAGCCGCCCAGCGCCAGUCUGUGAAGCUGAAGCGACGCAGCCUGGAGAAGCAGCGAAAGAUCGACGAGGACUUCAGCAUCUCGAACGAGAUACGCAAAAUCUGUGAUCAAAUCCACGCCCCCUUCGUGGCCAUGGAGGCCAUGGCGGUGGCAGCCACCAGCGCCAGCCAGGCGACCAGCCAGCCCAGUCAAUCUCCUUUUCUGCGUCGCAAGAUCGACCCCUUUACGGUGCAGUUCGACCGCUUCAAGCGCCUCUCCCUCAUCGAGCGCGUGGAGGAGCUGCCCGAGGAGGAGAAGCCCAUCUCCACACUGCGCAUCGAGUCGGAGAAGAUGCCGCGCAAGUUUCUCCACGGCCACGAACAGCUGGGCCUGGACAGCCUCUCGCUGAAGAGCACCAACUCGUACGAAAACCUCCUCAUCCAGAAGCAGAAGCUGGGCAUGGCCACGCCCCCCGCCGUUCCCGCCACUCCGCCCACCUCCCUGAAAUCGAGCAUCGAGCCACCGACACUGGCGCAAAUUUCAUCGCUAAAGACCACCCCGCCGCUGGCUGCUCUCACCGAGCACCAGCAGCACUUUCAUGCCACGAGCAUCCAAGCAGCACCCACUCACGGCCACGCCCACGCCCAUGCCCACGCCCAUGGCCACUCGCAGGCACACGCUGGGCAACGGCGACGCCCGGAGCAUCUACAAUCGACGCUAGACAAAGCCGCAUCCUUCCAGUCCGCGCGCACCGAGUCGCACAGCUCGGGAGCGGCCGACACGAGCUCGGCCUUGGCCCUGGCCAUGGCCCACAAGACUGAGCAGUCCCAGUCGGCGGCGCCGCCAGAGGCCGCCCAGAAGCCGUCGGCAUUCACGAGACUGACCGAAAAACCAUGGCAUUGUUUGGUUUCCUACGUAGACGAUCUCACUGUCGGUGGGAGACGUAACUCGCAGGGAGCUUACAAUGAUCCCAUGACUUUUCCGAGCUACGGGGCCGCGAAGCCGCCAAAGGUGCCCGACGACUGUUUCCCCCAGAAGUGCUACGAUCACUUCUACUUCCGCUGCCCCUGGUUCAUGAGCUGCAUGGACACGCAGAGCGCCAAGCACUGGACGCGCGUGAGGACGGCUGUCUUGACGGUUGUCGAUACUCCGGCCUUUGAGUGGUUUGUGCUGGUGCUGAUCUUUGCGUCGAGUAUCACGCUCUGCUUCGAGGACAUCAACCUGGACAAGAACAAGACGCUGAAGCGCGUGCUGUACUGGAUCAACUUCUCCUUCUGCCUGAUAUUCGUCGUGGAGAUGAUCCUCAAGUGGCUGGCCCUGGGCUUCUCCAAGUACUUUACCAGCUUCUGGACGAUACUAGACUUUAUCAUUGUGUUUGUGUCGGUUUUCUCGCUGCUCAUUGAGGAGAACGAGAACUUGAAGGUCCUGCGCUCGCUGCGCACCUUACGAGCCUUGCGUCCGCUGAGAGCCAUCUCUCGGUGGCAAGGAAUGCGGAUUGUAGUAAACGCUCUCAUGUAUGCAAUACCAUCAAUUUUCAAUGUACUCUUGGUUUGUUUAGUUUUUUGGUUGAUAUUCUCAAUAAUGGGUGUUCAGUUCUUUGGUGGUAAAUUUUUCAAGUGCGUUAAUGAGAUGGGCGAGUUGCUGCCGAUUACUGAGGUGAACGACAAGUGGGACUGCAUCGAACAGAACUACACGUGGAUCAACUCCAAGAUCACCUUCGACCACGUGGGCAUGGGCUACCUGGCCCUCCUGCAAGUGGCCACCUUCGAGGGCUGGAUGGAGGUGAUGGCCGACGCCGUCGACGCUCGCGGAGUGGACCUGCAGCCGCAGCGGGAGGCCAACCUAUAUGCUUAUAUUUAUUUUGUUAUAUUUAUUGUGUGCGGAUCGUUCUUCACACUCAAUCUGUUCAUUGGAGUUAUCAUUGAUAACUUCAACAUGCUCAAGAAGAAGUAUGAAGGCGGAGUGUUGGAAAUGUUUCUCACCGAAUCUCAAAAACACUAUUACACGGCUAUGAAAAAAUUGGGACGAAAGAAACCACAGAAAGUUAUUAAGCGACCUAUAAAUCAUUUUUUAGCUAUGUUUUAUGAUUUAUCCAAUUCGAGAAGGUUCGAGAUCGCGAUCUUUGUACUGAUAUUUCUUAAUAUGCUUACCAUGGGCAUCGAGCACUACGAUCAGCCGCAUGCGGUCUUCUUCAUUCUGGAAGUGAGCAACGCCUUCUUCACCACCGUUUUUGGUCUGGAGGCCAUUGUGAAGAUCGUCGGCCUGCGCUACCACUACUUUACGGUGCCGUGGAACGUGUUCGACUUCCUGCUGGUGCUGGCCUCCAUCUUCGGCAUCCUGAUGGAGGACAUCAUGAUAGACCUGCCCAUCAGUCCGACGCUGCUGCGCGUGGUGCGAGUCUUCCGCAUCGGACGCAUCCUGCGGCUCAUCAAGGCCGCCAAGGGCAUCCGGAAGCUUCUGUUCGCCCUCGUGGUGUCGCUGCCCGCCCUCUUCAACAUCGGCGCCCUGCUGGGACUGAUCACCUUCAUCUACGCCAUCCUGGGCAUGUCGCUCUUCGGACACGUCAAGCUCCAGGGCGCCCUCGACGACAUGGUAAACUUCCAGACCUUCGGGCGCAGCAUGCAGCUGCUGUUCCGGCUGAUGACCUCCGCCGGGUGGAACGACGUGCUCGAGUCGCUGAUGAUCCAGCCCCCGGACUGCGAUCCCUUCAUCCACGGCCAGACGAACGGGAACUGCGGCCACCCGCUGCUGGCCAUCACCUACUUCACGAGCUUCAUCAUCAUCAGCUACAUGAUUGUGAUCAACAUGUACAUUGCCAUCAUCCUGGAGAACUUCAAUCAGGCGCACCAGGAGGAGGAGAUCGGCAUCGUCGAGGACGAUCUGGAAAUGUUCUACAUUCGCUGGUCCAAAUAUGAUCCACAUGCCACCCAAUUUAUACACUUCUCGCAACUGUCCGAUUUUAUUGCCUCUCUCGAUCCACCAUUGGGCAUCUCGAAGCCCAAUAAUGUCGCUUUAGUGUCAUUUAAUCUGCCCAUCUCUAAGGGCAAUAAAAUACACUGUCUCGACAUUUUGCACGCGCUCGUGAAGCACGUGCUAGGUCAUGUCGAGGAGACCGAUAACUUCAAACAGUUGCAGGAACAAAUGGAUGUCAAGUUCAAGAAACAGUUUCCAACGCGCAAAGAAUUGGAAAUUGUUUCGUCGACGCGGAUCUGGAAGCGCCAGGAAAAGGCGGCUAAGACCAUUCAGACGGGCUGGAAGGAGUAUUUGCGGCGAAAGCGGGAGAAGGAGCGCUCCAACUCCGGGGACAGUGCCACUCAAACCUCCAGCCCAGGCGGAUGGCAAUCGAAGCUCUCUGCCCUGAACUUCUUCCACCUCCAGGUGAGUCGACGUGGCACCGCCUGCUCUAGUCGGGCCUCGUCCCGCAAAUCCUCGCGUGCCUCGGACGCCUCCGACCUCAGUGAACUGGCCGGACCCUGGCUGAACCUCCCACUCAUGCUCGUCUCGGGGGCCGACGACGUAGUCAAGGACAUCAAGCAACAGAGCGACGAGCUGGGCAAACGCAAAUCCUCUUGUAUCUCCUUAAACUAUGAGUCCCUGCUCGCAGACAUGGUCACUGCCGUUCUCAGAAGUGGCUCGCAGCCUAGUGGCUUGAAUUACCUAGCCGCUAUGAACAACAACACGACCAACACCACCUCAGCCUCCGCCUCCACCUCUGGCACGACCUCCUCCACCGCCUCCGCCCCACUGGGAGCCACUGGGUGUGGCCCAGCAGCCUCCGCCUCCGACAGCGACCGACAUCAGGCGGUGGGGGGUGGGUCGGCGGCGAUUCCCUCACGUAAGCGCGCCUCUAGUUUCAUACGCAAGAAACCGCCCCUAGAAAGAGGUUUGUCAGCACAAAGCGCUUUAAGAGUAAACAAGAACGCUUUUGUCUCCGAGGCGCCGGCCCCCGAGGUGAUCGUCACCAGGCCGUCGCCGGACCAGCAGACGCAUCCGCACUCCCUGAGCCUGCGACCGGACAACGCCACCCUGGUCCACGUGCUGGUCCACCGCGAGAGCGAGGAGUACAAGGAGGAGGACGAGAGCAGCAGCCCGUCCUCCCCCGGAAAUGGAAACGGCAUUGGCUGUGGCCUGGACAGGCUGGCCAAGCAGGCGCCGCCUCAGAUACGCAUCAGCACGGGCUCCGUGGAGAGCAGCACCAUGGACACGUGCGCGAUGCCCACAGUCCAGAUUAUGGUGGACAGUCCCAAGGAUCCGCCGCGCGGUGAUUUCAGCACCGAGUUUGCGGCUGCCAUUGAGGACGUGGAUGCGCCCAUCGAUGUGAAUGUCCAGGGCGACACAUCGCAGGUGUUCUACGACUACAAUCCCGACAGGGAUGAAGCGGAGGAGGAGGAGGAGAAAGAAGCGCUGGACGAAGCACUUCCAGACAGACAGAGAUGACCUCCGGUCAACAUUCCACAGCGGGAAACGGAGCAACGGUCCACCAGUGGCAGCAAGAGCAGUGGC
Molecule: messenger RNA, 8661 nt
Organism: Drosophila takahashii
Lineage: Eukaryota; Metazoa; Arthropoda; Insecta; Diptera; Drosophilidae
Source: RefSeq, a predicted model, not a curated record